GGAGAGACAGGGGGAAGACAAGGUACAUGUGUAAUUGAGAGUGAGAUCUCACCGCCCCUGUCUUGAUGACACUGAGAUUGGAACAGGGACAGGUCUGGAGUGACAGUACCAGAAGACCGUCUAGCACCAGUUCCUGCAGAGCGUCCGGAGAAACAAGCCCCUCCCACUCUGUUAUGUUGCCUAGCAACUAAACAGAGAAGAAAACAUCACAGUUGCAGCCCAC
Molecule: messenger RNA, 223 nt
Organism: Geodia barretti
Lineage: Eukaryota; Metazoa; Porifera; Demospongiae; Tetractinellida; Geodiidae
Source: the annotation of a GenBank genome assembly